Molecule: messenger RNA, 1520 nt
Organism: Pocillopora verrucosa
Lineage: Eukaryota; Metazoa; Cnidaria; Anthozoa; Scleractinia; Pocilloporidae
Source: RefSeq, a predicted model, not a curated record
AUAAGCUUGUACUUCUUGGGUGGGUCAGUUGCUUGGGGAUAAAUCAAUAAUUUUUGUAUGCGAUUUCCUGAAAGAUUUUAACAUUUUGCUCAACUCCAUUUUUCGAGGAUCAAGAAAGCUUUGCUUUUCCUUCACAGGCGAGAGACAUGACUAACGUCGCAAGCGAUGGAAUCCAAGAACUCACGACACGCACCGAGAAGUUAUCAAUUACUUCCAUCAACAAGAGCACAAAGCUGUUCAAAGCUCAAAUGAGAGAGCUGGAUAAACAGUAUGACACGAUGCAACAGCAACUAGAAGAUCUACACUUCAUCCUGGAUGUUAUCCUGAAAUGGGACGAGGACUUUAAAAAAGUGGUGCGAUUUAGUCAAGGCGUGCCUCACAUGAGAAGCACCAAGGAGAUUUGUGCCAACAUUAAGACAGCCAUGAUACCAAGCAGUGAGUUUGACCGCACAGUGCAGAUACUUAUCAGAGAGGGUGUGCCAUGUUUCACGCGGGUAACAGGGCUUUUUGAUAAGCUGAAAUCUCGUCUCGAUGAGAGGUCGCCGAACGCAAAGGUCUCCGAGGAGAUUCGUCAACUGCUCGGAGAGUUAAUCGGAACUUUGUGUACGAUAAUGAAUUUCUUUUAUGAUCAAGAGGCAUAAACCUCUUCAGUUAAUUAGACUAAUAAGUGGUCAUUGGAUCGAGGAGCAGAAUUGAAGAAAGGGGAGAUAAGCGUUAAAAUGUACCCCCUUCCACUUGUCUUCGAUCGUUAAAUCGUAUUCAUUUUGUUUGAAGUUAUCGAAUAUGACGAAAGAGCAAAUUUUUUGAGUCUUGGAUCAGAGAAGAGACAGGAGAAAACAAAACCAAAUGUUUUCAAAUUUUAGUUUUAUUUAUUUUCCUCGGUGGUUCUGUAAAUUCUGUGAACAGAGAAAAAUUUAAAACGCACUUACGAUUUCAUUCGUGUUGGUCGAGUCCUCGUUUCUUCUGUAGUCUUAUGUCACAACAAGCGGCUGAAGAAACGUGUUUCCAACGAAGCUCGAUCUCUGUCUCGUCACGCAGAUUGUGUUACAAGUAAAAAUUUGACGCGCCUCUUGAGCAACUUAGCCAAUUAAUCACUUGAUAAACGAGGUCGAUUGGCGGCUCAAUGGGGAAGCAAUAUGUUUGACAAUACAUCAAUCAUUAUUUCAAUUUACCGUUUCAAAAUAUCGAAGGGGAAGGAAGAUUUGUAGAAAUACAAUAAUAAUCAGAAAGCCCCGCUAAAACAUUUCUUUCUCCAGGAACGAAGUUACAUGCGUAGCUUGGCAAUGAACAGUUUUGUUAUUCGACACUGACUUCAAUGUCGAGAAUUUUGUCAUGGUUACAAUUACGCACAAGUUUUAUUAAAAUGAACCAAUCUCGCAUCAGCGUGUGGCGAUGUCGCUCUCGCGUUCGCCGUUUGCGAGCCGGCGGGUGCUAUUUUUCACUUGCAUACUUUGUUUGUAUAUUGUUGUUUGGUUUAUUCUGUACUUGAAAAAAAUAUACCCUUGCUCCCUCGAGACUAU